GGAGGGUGGGCCUUAGAUCAGAGUCGGGGGUGGCUGUAGCCGCCCCGGCCACUGCCCCGGCAACUGCCUGCGCUGUUGCUGGCUAAGCGGAUAACAAAGUCGUGUAAACUCGCCUUUUGGCCAGUCAAUUUGGCUGAGCGGCUUACGGGUCAGCUAUGCAAAUAUGCGCAAGAGUCCUCGAGGGCACUUGCCCAGGCCGCACUGAAACCCGCGCAAGCAAACAAAAAGCGCAACACGCGACGCAACAAAGGAUCACUGAAGAUGGCAACGGGCUGCCAGAAUGGGCUUGGAAAUGGGUAAGGAGCACGCGCAAUAUUAUCCUUUCGCAGCCCUUCCGCCCUUGCCUUGCCUUGAUACACGCAACCAGUUCCAACUCUAGGGCUUCUAUCAAGCCAAGCUACCCGUGCUGAAGCGAAUACUUUGACGAUUCCUAGAACGAAUGGCAGCAGCUUCGCUACGUUGCAGGCCGGAGAAAUUUUUACGAAUUUGCUGCUGCCGCGCGGCGACAAUAAACGGGCCAAAAGGAAAAGCCUUUUGUGCCAACCGUUUUAGCAAACGUUUACAGUUUACAGUUCUGUUUAUGUCUUUAUGAUUAUUGCAAUUAGAGGAAAGCAGCAAAACACCCAGCAGCCGUCCCGCUCGCCCACCUACCCGAGGCUCGACUUAAUUACGCGCCCGUGGGACGUCCUGCGCACGUCUCAAGGCAACUCAAGGACACGGCCCGCGCAGGGGAAAUGCUCGGGCGCGGAUAACUUGCUGCAACUCGCGAUGAUAAUGGGCGCGAUGGGUAGGUAAUAAGCUGCGCAGCAGGUAGGCCGGCCAUGAGAACUCGCCACUCGGCCGGAUAAAACGUUGCCAGGCCGGAUAAGCGCUGCGCUACCCCUGCCAGCAAUAAAUCUGGCUAGGUCCUGGCCGGAGGGGUAGUGCGCGCAGCAUGUGUCAAAGUGUCAUGCGCAGGGAUAUUUAUGCGCUAUGACGAGCGCGUGUGCCGUUCGCAGUCCGCAAAUCGCAGCUCGCAGUUCCACCACUCUGGCUAUAUUAAGGCAGGAUCAGAGAGCAGAGCAGCUCAUUCGCAAACGCAGCAGCGUCGCGCACACAUCGUUCAUUUCGCUUAGAGGACAUAAGACACAGACGCAAUGGCAGCCACCAAUACGCACAGCCACAGCUACUAUGCCGACAGCAUGUACAACAUGUACCAUCACGCCCUGCCACCCACAUACUACGAUAACACCAGCAACGGCAGCAGCAGCAGCUACUACCAGAGCAACUCCAUGGCUGCCACAGCAGCCAGCUGGCAGCCGGCGAGCUACCAGGCCGGCAGCUACGCACAGUACGGCCCGGAGAGCUACAGCGAGAGCUGCUACUACGCCAACUACCAGCAGACCGUCCUGCCACAGCCCGAACUCGCUGCAGUGCCUCAGUACCAGCCGCCAGCAGUCGCCGAGCCCUUCACCAAAGCCCACUCGCCCGCGCCCGUCAAGAGCCGCAAGCGCAAAGCAGAGGAAUCCGCUGCCGAUAUCAUUGCUGCCGUGGAGGAGCGACCCAGCACCUUGCGCGCCCUGCUCACCAAUCCCGUGAAGAAACUGAAGUACACACCCGAUUAUUUCUACACGACAAUCGAGCACGUGAAGAAGCCCAGCAAGAGCAGCUCCGCCGGCGAGCUGUCGCCCUGCUAUGAGCAGGACUAUGCCGUGCCCACGCCCUCCACACAGCAGACGCACAUGUCGCCGCAGCGCAGCACCAGCGAGGAUGUCGACUAUCUGGACGUCUACUCGCCGCACAAGCAGGCCAAGCAUGGCGACUUUGUUACACCGCCGCCGGCUGCCACCACGCCCGCGACGCCCGCCUCUCUGGUCGAUGGCAUUGGCAUCAGCACGCCACCCCAGUCGCCGGCCGAGAAGUCGCAUGAAAUCAAUCAUCGCAUUGUGACAGCUGCCACGGGCAACAACGAAUUCAAUUGGUCGCACAUUGAGGAGACUCUCGCAUCAGAUUGCAAAGACUCCAAACGCACUAGGCAAACCUACUCCCGCUACCAGACGCUCGAGCUGGAGAAGGAGUUCCACUUCAAUCGGUAUAUCACACGCCGCCGUCGCAUGGACAUUGCCCAUGCGCUCAGCCUGAGCGAGCGCCAGAUCAAGAUCUGGUUCCAGAAUCGACGCAUGAAAUCCAAAAAGGAUCGCACUCUGGAAGCCUCACCCGAGCACUGCACCAACGCCGGCUACGGCUCGCUGUUGCCGCCCCUGGAUGCCACCACUGUGCCGCCACAGCCUCAGCCGCAGCCACAGCCGCAUCCACAGGCUGCUGCCAUGCCCUAUGCCGCCUAUCCCGCUUACUUGCCCGCCACACAGCAGAGCUAUGAUUACCCGCAGCAGUCGCCGCCGCUGCCACUCCCGCCACACUUUGGCCAACAGUACGAGGCGCAGUACACACCGCAAUAUCAUCAACAAACGCAGCAGCAGUGCAGCUACCAACAACAACAACAACAACAGCUACGGCAACAGCAACAGCAGGAGCUGAGCACCUCCAACCAGGCGCUGUAUCAUCUGCCGCUGCCCUAAGUCAGCCCGCACACACACACACACACACACACUGAAGCACACACACACUGAGACACACACACAACCGGAACAAACGCGCCACAAAUUCUCGACCAUUUGCCGGUGACACGCAAAUGUCUAACGAGAUGCUGCGCAGUCGCAGUUACAGUCGCAGUCGCCGCACAGCGCACUCCCUACGGUGCCCAGGACACAAGCAUAGGACGAGUGCGCAUGUGCAUAG
This is a messenger RNA of Drosophila montana, 2778 nucleotides long. It is a transcript of the gene ftz, whose product is annotated as fushi tarazu. The transcript has 2 exons. The record is from RefSeq and is a predicted model, not a curated record. NCBI's taxonomy places the organism in Eukaryota, Metazoa, Arthropoda, Insecta, Diptera, Drosophilidae. Gene Ontology annotation, cellular component: nucleus. Gene Ontology annotation, biological process: negative regulation of transcription by RNA polymerase II; anterior/posterior pattern specification. The coding region runs from base 1137 to 2558 and encodes 473 amino acids. Gene Ontology annotation, molecular function: DNA-binding transcription factor activity, RNA polymerase II-specific; RNA polymerase II cis-regulatory region sequence-specific DNA binding.